This is a messenger RNA of Nicrophorus vespilloides, 915 nucleotides long. It is a transcript of the gene Rsph1, whose product is annotated as radial spoke head 1 homolog. NCBI's taxonomy places the organism in Eukaryota, Metazoa, Arthropoda, Insecta, Coleoptera, Silphidae. The record is from RefSeq and is a predicted model, not a curated record. The coding region runs from base 31 to 537 and encodes 168 amino acids. Gene Ontology annotation, cellular component: cytosol. The transcript has 3 exons.
AUUACAGGAGAACAGUAAACAGUAUUGUUUAUGGCUGAGGAAGAACGCGGAGAAGGUGCGGAAACCGAAAAGUACCCGUACGGUGAAUACGUGGGUAGUAGAGAUGAUAAUUUGGAUAGGCACGGUUACGGGAGUGCUCUUCUGCCCAACGGAGACAUCUACGAGGGGAACUACCGUCGCGGUAAACGUCACGGCAAAGGGAUGUACUGUUUCCGAAACGGAUCCCGAUACGACGGGGAGUGGCGCAAAGUGUGUUUAGGUUUGAAGCACGGAUUUGGGCAGAUGCAGUAUCCGGACGGUAGCCGCUACGUGGGCCAUUGGAGGAAGGACAACAAGCAUGGAAAUGGUAUCUACCACUAUAUAAAUGGUGACAACUACGAGGGAUCAUGGUACAAGGGCUUCCGGCACGGUCUAGGCACAUACGUUUACAUAAAGGAUAACGUGGUUUUCUACGGUUUGUGCACAAUUCAUUUACAUUACUCUAUUAUUAAUCUCGGUACAGAUCAAAAUCCCGACAAUAGCUUUUAUUUCAUAUAGACAAUCCACAAAGUCUCUUAGUCUAUACGUCUUAUUGUAUAAACAAAUACAUAAGCAUAAAGAAACCUCCAUCGAAACUCCUUUGAUACUGUCGCGAUUAUGGUUGUCGGUAUUUCAAAUGUCAUGAAUUUGAUUGUCAGGAUUUCGAUAUAGACUCAUUAUUAAUAUCCAUUACUUCUUCGGUAAUUUAUAUAGUUGUAGAUGUUGACUUGUAUAACUUCAGUAUCAAAAACCUACAUGUAAAAUCAUUCAUUCAAUGCCUACAAAGCUUUGUACUUCGGUUAUAGGUAACUUUGCGAAAUUGCAUAACUCGAAGCAAUACGAUUUCAAGUUUCUAGUAGAAAAGAAACGUCUAUAUAAGAAUUGAUCGGUUCGAUG